This is a messenger RNA of Sebastes umbrosus (honeycomb rockfish), 2741 nucleotides long. It is a transcript of the gene cdk10, whose product is annotated as cyclin-dependent kinase 10. Gene Ontology annotation, cellular component: nucleus. The transcript has 16 exons. Gene Ontology annotation, biological process: regulation of mitotic cell cycle; protein phosphorylation. Gene Ontology annotation, molecular function: cyclin-dependent protein serine/threonine kinase activity; ATP binding. The record is from RefSeq and is a predicted model, not a curated record. The coding region runs from base 608 to 1690 and encodes 360 amino acids. Lineage: Eukaryota; Metazoa; Chordata; Actinopteri; Perciformes; Sebastidae.
CAGACAUUCACAGCACAUGCUCUUAAACGCACACUCUCAAUGUGAUGUAACUUAGACUGGACAAAAUGUGAGCACCAUGUAUGUGGACGUGUAAGGACUGUACAACAGCUGACUGAAGCCUAAUGGGGGCUGGAGCAAGUCAGAAGGAAUAUUCAGUUACAGUUACAGAGAGCCCCCCACCACCACAGGCCAUCUCUGAGUCAGAUUCAGCCGACUCCUCUCCACGUCCACCUGCCAUCAUCAUCACAGCUCCGUCACGAGAGGACAUCUAUGCCUCGCCAACCACCGUGACGAUAGCCGAUGCUCUCAAAGAGCGGAGGCCUACUUCCACACCCUUUGUAGUGGGGAAGAACGCGGUUACCAGACAGUAACUCAACACCACAGAAGUCUUCCAAGAAGAACUCAAAAUGGACUUCACAAAUACCAGCCUCCUGUUGACCUACGGUGUCCCUGCCUGUUCAAAGCAUCAAACUCCGGGAAAGCUCGCAGUUGUCCAACAAAAAAAACAAUGGAGGCGCCCAUCUAAGAGUGCUGCGGCCUGUCGAGUUGAAGCCAUAACAGAGGAUAUUAUUGUCUUCUGAGACUAAAAACGACCUUAAAUGAAAGAAUGGACACCGUGGGAGAGGACGAACCGGACCCUAUAAAGCUGAAGUCCAUCAAGAACAAUAAAACAUUCACAGUGCCUCAGAGUGACCGGUUUGGGAGCUGCAGAAGUGUUCGAGAGUUUGAGAAACUCAACCGCAUAGGAGAAGGAACUUACGGCAUUGUGUACCGAGCGCGAGACACCAAGUCAGAUGAGAUUGUAGCACUGAAGAAGGUCCGGAUGGACAAAGAGAAAGAUGGGAUCCCCAUCAGUAGCCUCAGAGAGAUCAACCUGCUACUGAGGCUGAGACAUCCCAACAUAGUGGAGCUGAAACAAGUGGUUGUUGGCAGUCAACUGGAGAGUCUGUUUCUGGUGAUGAGUUACUGUGAGCAGGAUCUGGCCAGUCUGCUGGAAAACAUGCAGACACCGUUCUCUGAGGCUCAGGUAAAGUGUAUCAUCCUUCAGUUGCUCAGAGGCUUGGAGUACCUCCACCACAACUUCAUUAUACACAGGGACCUGAAGGUGUCUAAUCUGCUGAUGACAGACAAGGGCUGCGUUAAGAUUGCUGAUUUUGGGUUGGCCAGGAUGUACGGCAUCCCCCAGCAGCCCAUGACGCCUCGAGUGGUCACACUGUGGUACAGAGCUCCAGAGCUCCUCCUAGGGACCAAGACCCAGACUGUAGCUCUAGACAUGUGGGCUGUCGGCUGCAUCCUGGCUGAGCUGCUGGCUCACAAACCUCUGCUGCCUGGAACCUCUGAGAUCCAGCAGGUCGACUUGAUAGUUCAGCUGCUGGGAACACCCAAUGAAAACAUCUGGCCAGGUUUUUCUCAGCUGCCUCUCAUCGGUCAGUACAGUCUGAGGAAGCAGCCGUACAACAACCUGAAGAAUAAAUUCACCUGGCUGUCUGAGGCCGGACACCGACUGCUCAACCUGCUCUUCAUGUACAACCCACAGCGCAGAGCUACUGCCAAAGAUUGUUUGGAGAGUUCCUACUUCAAAGAGAAACCUCUACCCUGUGAACCCGACCUGAUGCCAACCUUCCCCCACCAUCGCAACAAGCGGGCCGCUCCUCCGGCAGAGAGACACUCCAAACGGAGCAAAGUGUGAGAACAUCGAUCUGCUCAUGACGAGGUUUUACUGUGGAAACCAGUUCAAUUAGUGUCAACACAUCGCUGGACCGGUUACACAGAGCUCUGCGGCGUUCAGUGUAAUGCCGCGGAGAUCAUUUGAACAUUUUAAAAGGCUUUAAGCGCACAUUCUCUAAUGUAGAUCCAGUUGUUUUGCAGCGCUGUGAACUGUUUAUAGGUUGUUAGAUUUCUGGAGUAUUUCUUAAUAUUCAUAUUGCUGCCAAGGUCUGCGUACUAAAUGAAGAGGAAGUAAUGAGGACAAAGUUGCCUUGACAAAGAUGCUGAGGCGUAUUGUCCUUUGUCGCGAGCAUUUAUCACGUUUUAGAUGUGCUUUUAGAAGUGGCUCUGCUGUUCUGUGAUCAGUUUUCGAUCCCGACAUCAAAAUGGUAAAACUGUGAAAAGGCAUGACGAGUAGGAACUGAACCAACUUGCUUGAGCUCUGCCCACAGUGUCACUGGGUGUGCGUGACGGCCUCUCUCGGCUGUGUGUCCUGUCAAAGUGUCCUUGAGGUGAAACACUGAACCCCUGAAUCCGCUCGCUUUUUGUUAGCUGUUAUAGGAACAGUUUCACUAGUUAGUUUGACUUUGGGAAAUAUGCUUAUUUAGUUACUCAGAUGUCUGCGCUGAAGCCAGUUUCACAGUAGUUCCAUGUUUACUGUACAGAUAUGACAGUUGUAUCAGUCUUCUCAUCAAACUUUGAGCAAAAAAGUGAAGAUGCAUUUUAUCUAAAAAUGUCAAAGUAUUCCUUUAAGAGCUUCAGCAGACAGAAAUGUUUUUGCCAUCAUUGGGCAAAUAAUAACCUUUCAGCAUAUUGUAAUUCAAGUGUUCUGAGAGAAAACUAGACUUCUGCACCUCCUCAUGGCUCUGUUUUCAGGCUUUACAAAAUUCUAGCCUAGUGACGGGAGACUUGGACCAAUCACAGCUCAUUUCAUUGAGAGAGCGUUCCUAUUGGCUGUGCUCUUGUUGGUGGGCGGUGCUUGGUAUUUCUUCAACAGAUCUUAACAUGGCUGCCGGGUCACAAACUUUCUCAUC